AUGCAUUAUCAGUACAAAACGAGAGAAAGUAUAAUUAGCAAAUGGCAAUUAAGAACGGAACAUUUUAGAAGGGGAGAUAACUUCAAAGCUCAAGAAAUUCUUAAGGUAAUACACAGUGGUAGUGGUGGUGGUGUGGGCAGCAGUGGAGAUGGCAGCGGAGGCAGCGGCAGAGGCGGUGGAGGCAGUGGCAGAGGUGGCGGAGGCAGCGGCAGAGGCGGUGCUGGAGGCGGUGGAGGCAGUGGCAGAGGUGGUGGAGGCAGCGGCAGAGGUGGCGCUGGAGGCAGUGGAGGCAGUGGCAGAGGUGGCGGAGGCAGCGGCAGAGGUGGCGGAGGCAGCGGCAGAGGUGGCAGAGGUGGCGGAGGCAGCGGCAGUGGUGGCGGAGGCAGCGGCAGAGGUGGCGGAGGCAGCGGCAGUGGUGGCGGAGGCAGCGGCAGAGGUGGCAGCGGAGGCGGCAGCGGAGGCAGCAGCAGAGGCGGCGCUGGAGGCAGUGGAGGCAGUGGCAGAGGAGGCAGUGGAGGCAGCAGCAGUGAUGGUGGUGGUGUCAAUUCUGCUUUAUUUGAAAAAUGUAAACCUUUUAUGGGAGAGUUUGGAAGUGACUUCCAUGGUUAUUGA
Molecule: messenger RNA, 612 nt
Organism: Octopus sinensis (East Asian common octopus)
Lineage: Eukaryota; Metazoa; Mollusca; Cephalopoda; Octopoda; Octopodidae
Product: acanthoscurrin-2-like
Exons: 4
Coding region: 1-612 (203 amino acids)
Source: RefSeq, a predicted model, not a curated record